This is a messenger RNA of Octopus bimaculoides (California two-spot octopus), 4386 nucleotides long. Its product is annotated as protein c-ets-1-A. Gene Ontology annotation, cellular component: nucleus. Gene Ontology annotation, molecular function: sequence-specific DNA binding; DNA-binding transcription factor activity, RNA polymerase II-specific. NCBI's taxonomy places the organism in Eukaryota, Metazoa, Mollusca, Cephalopoda, Octopoda, Octopodidae. Gene Ontology annotation, biological process: cell differentiation; regulation of transcription by RNA polymerase II. The record is from RefSeq and is a predicted model, not a curated record.
CUGAAUAAUUAUAAUAAUUGUAAUAAUUUUUUUUUUAUAUGUUAUUUGACAUUAAUAUUUUAAUAGUUUAUUAAAUCUAGCUUAACAUUAUUUUCCUUGUAAAUGUUAUAGAUAUAAAAAAAAAGUUAUCUCUGAACUGACUUCGUACACAACACUACGCAAGUUUUCGAACACAUCCGUUUCGUGUUGACUUUUGGAAAAAAAAGAAAAAAAGUAUUCGGUACCACACUCGAGAUAAUAUUUAAAUUUAGGCGAGUUAGUCUCUUGCUACUCAGUUUCGCCUGAGAGUGCUCGGGGACCAUAUAUAUAUAUAUAUAUAUAUAUAUACACACACGCACGUGUACCGUUUAUAUUCAAAUAAAAUAUAUAUAUACUUUACGUCAUAUAUGUAUACACACACACGCGUGUAGGAUACUCUACUUUAUAAAUAUACACAAUAUAAAAGAUAGCUACAUAUAUGUAUGUAUAUAUAUAUACUCUACAGAAAAAAGAUAGGCUGUUUUAAUUAUUUUCUACACAACUGAAGGUAGCAUUAUCUAGUUCAAAUUUUACCUCUGCAGUCUAACACAGCUAAGCUAUUUAACUUUCAAACUAGUUGACAGGACUUGUUGACUCUCAUAUUAGCCUAAACUGUUCUUUUUUGUGUGUCCUCCCCUCCGUUCUCCCUUUCUGCCCUUAAGUUUCUAGCUCCCAUUUCUUCAUCUUCUCCAUUAUCAUACAUAACAUAUAUAUAUAUUAUCCCUCUCACUGCAAAAACAACCCCUUAAAACUUUUUUUUUACGAAGGUUUAGGUACUGUAGUACCACGACAGAAACACGCUUAACGAAAAUUUCUGAAGACAAUUAUUUGUUAUACGCUUUACCAGAAAGAAGACAGAGACAAGCAACGAGGAAGAAACAGGAAAAUAUAUUUUAGUGAUUGUUUUGCCUUGAUUAAAACAAGUCAGAAACCUCUAUAGAUGUAGACAGAAAAAUACAUAUAUAUGUUAUAGAUAUAUAUUGUUUAGUUUCACGUCUUCGCUGUUAUUUUGUCACAAGUGGUUUAUUUUAAACAACAAAUACCAGGGAAAAUACGACUGACUUUGUCCAAAAUAAUAAUUAUUAAUUAAACCACAAAAGAAAGUGUAUAUAUUAUUGUUUUAACCAAAAGUUACACCAGCAAGAAACUUUUAAAAACUAUAUAGACGUUCAUAUCGAUCUUUGCGUGUGUCUAUACACAUAUAUAUAUAUAUAUUAAUAUACAUCAUAUAUAUAUAUAUAGCGGGAAAAAAAUCAUACGUAAAAAAGAACAUGGAAAUGGAAUUGUACCAAGUAGACUGCGUAAAAGAUGGAGAAGAUUUCUUCAGUUGCUCCCCAAGGAGUCUUCAACGCAAGCGCGCAUGCCGUCCAAAACCUGCGCAUUUGCGUGACUUGUCAAAGAUGACGUACGGUGACAGCAGUGCUUCUCUGAAACCAAACUGUGCCCAUGAUCUGUCCUUGUUGAAUCUGUCAGAAGCUUGUGAUGAUACACCUCUUCAACCUCAUCUUGGUACUAUUCAGAAAGUACCAUCCAUCUCGGACCUCUCUGAAGACAGUCAAGAAAAUCCUUACCAAAAACGGCAGCAGUUCGCCAAAGAUUAUUCCAACAAUCACAUCUUGCCAUUAACGCCAGGAACAACCCAAAAAGUGUCCCAGGCUCUCUUUGCUAGUUUUAAAAGUUUUGAGAAAGAACAACAACGAUUAAAUAUUCCACGUGAUCCUGUACAGUGGAACAAAAUCAAUGUGAUGCAAUGGUUGGAAUGGGUCAGACAAGAAUACGCUCUCAAUGGCAUUCGCACCGAUCGUUUCAACAUGACCGGUAAAGAAAUGUGUCAACUUGGUAAAGAUGCUUUUCUGGAAAGAGCGCCACCUUACGUGGGUGAUAUACUUUGGGAACACUUGGAAGUUAUGAAAAGGGACUAUCACAGUGACCUCUCCAUGCCUCACCAAUUACAUAUGGCUAAUAACAACAAUGGUAAUGGCCAACCCUAUAUACCAGAAGGAACCUACCAGAUAUCUGAUUCUAUUCAGACAAUGGCAGAAAUGAAUGGUGAGGCUGUGAUUCCAGUGAACCAUUUGUAUGAAGAUAAUUCUGACUACCACAACCUGGAGAACAUGCAGCAGCAACAUGCCAACUUCUACGACCAUCCUGAGUUCUACCCAAUUCUUCAGGAAAACAAGUACCGACCAAUUCCAACGAAAAAUAUCUCACGAGCCCAAUAUAUCCACGAGGUAACAGGUGACAACUAUUACGACCACCAACCAUACCAGACAGUACCAAGUAUCAAGUCCGAAUGUGCCUGGUCCACUCAGGAAUACGGUCAAGACAUUAGCGCCCAAGAAAGUUGGUCGAUGAAUAAUGAGAUGCGUACUAAUCUACAUUCUGCAAGUUUCCGAAGUCUACAGACGUCUCCAAGUGAUAACACCAACACGGGUUCCGAUGGAAAACCAGUUAUCCAGGCAGCCGCUUUGGCUGGCUACUCAGGGAGUGGCCCAAUCCAGCUUUGGCAAUUCCUUCUUGAAUUGCUCACAGAUAAAUCUUGCCAGCAUUUCAUUAGUUGGACUGGUGAUGGUUGGGAAUUCAAAUUAUCUGACCCGGAUGAGGUAGCACGAAGAUGGGGUGUUCGCAAAAAUAAACCCAAAAUGAACUAUGAAAAACUUAGCCGUGGUCUGCGGUAUUAUUACGAUAAGAACAUUAUCCACAAGACGGCAGGCAAGCGCUAUGUUUACCGUUUUGUCUGUGACCUUCAAGGAUUGCUUGGUUAUUCCCCGGAAGAGCUUUUUGAAGCUUGCGAUAUCAAACCACAGAAGGACAAAGAUGACGAGUAAAAAAGCAUCGAUUAGGAUUACAAAUGUUGCGAUUGUGAAGAAUUUAACAAAAAAAAAAAUUAUAAGUAAAAAAAAAAGGAGAGAAAAAGACUACAUUUUUGGAAAAUUCUUUGGAAGAUUCUGUGAAGAAAGAAUUUUGAUUGGAAGGAUUGAUGCUCAGUUUUUUUAUUUCAUUUAAAAAAAAAAAUUUCCUUUAUUUCUUUAAAUCUUUUGAGCAUAUGGAACAAAGUUAAGAAUUGACCAUAUUCUGUUGGUUUACAUGGAGGCUUAAUAGAGGUUGAGGAGAAAUGCAUAUAUGCCAAAACAGUACAAUAGAACAUCUACGUGUGUGUGUAUAUAUGUAUAUAUAUGUCUGUGUGUGUGCGUGUGUAUUGCAGGGGUGACAUGUUGAAAAGCAGCCAUGUCUAGCCUCUUAGAAAAAAGGUCUCAAAGGUAAGUUGAGAGUCAAUAAGAUAUUCAGUACAUAGCAUUAACCUGACAAAAUGUGUUUUGUUAGACUACCGUUUACGGAUUAAAUAUUACACAUACACACACACAUACUUAUAUAUACGUGUGCACUCUCAUUCUUCAAUCAGGUGGUUGCAAUAUCCACAAUAUAUACACACCUAUUUGCAUACAUGUAUUUAUACAUAAACACACACUAUUAUUACAUAUUGGUAUAUUUGUGCGUUGGCAUAUAAGCAUCUAAGGUUGCUGUAGCAUGGCCUGUCCCAUUUGUUAAUUGGCCAACUUACAGAUAUUUUCCUCCUUUUCUCAUUACUGCCAUUCUUUGAAAAAACAAGCCUUGGUUGUCACUUUGACGUAUCUUAACCAAUGCCUUUGUGCCUGAUGUCUUGUUGCCAUGGUGAUAACGAGUCUAAAACUAACUUAAAAAUUGCCCCCGUCACUUUUUUUUUUUUUGUACCCCUUCCCUCAAACUCUGAGAGUUGGUCCAAGUGAUUGGGACAAACUAAAAAUGUGCAAAAGAUUUUUUUUUUUUUAAAAAUGAAUUGACGAUUGGAUGGUGUCAUUUUGUUGAUUUGUUUUUUUUUUUUAUUUUUCUAAAUUUUGUAUUUUUUUGUUUACUAAAGUUAAAAAAAAAAUUUUUUUUGUAAAAAAAAACAAAAAUGAGAGCAAUAUAAUGAAACUUGUGUGUGUAUGUUUCAUGCCCUGUGUAUGUGUGUGUGUGUAUAUGUGUGUAAAUAUAUAUACGGUAUACAUACAUCUGUAUGUGGGAACACAUUCAUGUAUAGACACACACACAUACACCUUUGUAAGUAUGUUUUUUUAACGACUGGUUAUCUCUUAAACUUUAUUGGCGACAUAAUUAGCCAGAUUGUUUAAGAUGUGUAUAUGUGUGUACUUACGUAUGUAUAUACGUACGCAUGUGUGUGUGUGUUGUGUAUGUGUGUGAGUGCAUAUGUAUCAAUUUUGGUUUAUACCUUAUGCACACCUGUACACCAUUCGUUAACUGUCUCACCUGAGAUAAAAUUAUACAUAUUGUAUAGUAGGGCAUCCCUCUCUCUCUGAACUUUUUUUAAUUAAAAUAAUUUCUAUAUUU